AACAACUGCUACUACCUACUGUGUAUGUAAAGAGUGACUUGAGCUUUGCAAAGAGCACAUACAUACGGGAUAGUUGAUUCAACCUGGUCUCUCUCUGAGUUCUGGAUAACAGAAGGUCCUCUUGCUUGGUACAUUUACUCUGUUAAGUGCAAAUACUGCAUAGAUGCAUCCUCCCGAGUGGCGCCAUCCACACAGACUCCACCGGCAGAAUACUAGGUACAGGCUCUCAAAACUUCUUCGGUAGUGCAUCACGCAUAGCGCAGCGAGCACCGCGUCCCUCCAGCAUAUGCCCGUUUGCUCCAUUGCGCGAGUCGGACAAACAAUGGUGCAGCCGGCUCUCUGAACAAUCCACUACAGCGCUGUUGUGCCUGUCUCGAACCGUGCCUCGACAGUCGUUGUUGUCACUCGUAACACGGACACGGGCGCCGUCGCCAUAUAUCUUCUCGGGAGCAAAUGACACUUGUCGCGUAGUCAAGUUCAUAGCACUGCAGCACAUUCCAUACACCGCAGGCGACCUCUCUUUCUUAUCAGCGAGCCCUAUACCAUUCCACAUGUGUUAGGAGAAUCGCGACGCCAUUGGUUUCUAACAUGGCGACUCUUACUCCGGCCCAGCUCGAACUAGCGAGUUCUCUUACUCAGGAUGAGCUGCCCACUAAGCUGCGAUGCGCUAUUUGCAGUAAGCUGGCUGUGAAUGCUUUCCGGUUACCAUGUUGUGAAACCGCUAUUUGCGAGAACUGCCAAGCUACCCUGCCAUCCUCUUGUCCAGUUUGCGAGCACACUCCCGUCUCAGGGGCCGAUUGUACCGUCUACAAAUCGCUCCGAACCACUAUCAGGGUUUUCCUCAAGACAGAGGAGAGAAGGCGCGAGGCUACACGGCCCAAGACUGAUGUCUCUGCGCCCACGACUCCUGUUCAAGUGACUCCGACCCCGACUCCCACGCAGAAUCAAGGACCAGCAGAGCCCCCUGCUCCAGAACCUACUGCUCCAGAGCACACCGAGUCGGAACAUCCACAAGAUGUAGUCAUGCCACUCGUACCAAGCGCCGAAUCCUCAGCUAAAAACGAGAACAAGAGGGUCAAUGACGAAGUCACUAAUGACCAGCCAGACACAACGGAGGGUAAUGGCAAUCAAGCCGAGGAACAAAAUACUGAGGUUGAAGGAGCAGAGGAACUUGGUCCACAAGGCCAGGGGACCGAGGAAAUCACGGGUGAAGAUGGAGAAAAGGAUGAUGCCGUGGCUGAAACUGGCGCAGAUCAAUCAGAACAAUCUGGCAUGAAUUUUGGUUUCGACCCCAUGAAUAAUAAUUUCAAUAUGAAUUUCGGCAAUGGAGACAUGACCCAAAUGCAGAUGAUGAUGGCAAUGCAAAAUGGCAUGAACCCCACCGCAUUCGGUUCAUUCCCUAUGAUGGGAAUGAUGGAUCCCAUGAUGAUGCAAAACAUGAUGAUGAAUGGUGGUUUCGGUGCACAAGGCAUGGGCAUGAACGGCAUGAACAUGAACAUGGGCAUGAAUGGGUUCAAUGGCGGCGAUGACUGGAACGGACAACAAUCAUGGAACGUCGGCCAAGAUAAUUUCAAUCCAAAUGCUACUGGCAUGGGUAAUGGUGACUUUGGCAACUUUAACACAAAUUUUCGUGCUGGUAAUUACAGCCACCACAAUCACUUCAAUGACAAUCGCCGAGGCAACUAUGGCUUCCGAGGAAGAGGCCGUGGUCGUGGGUAUUACGGGGGUUAUGGCCGUGGUUACCACCACAAUUAUAACCACCAAGGUAAUGCUUGGACUAAUGGUCAAUACAAUGGAACAUCGCAGGCGGUCGACACCACAUCAGGCAAUGUUGAUGAAUUUGGAAGGACAAUACGGGCAGACCAAUCCCAAGAGGGGCAGCCAGUGGGUCAGGAUGGACAGAAUACUGUUACUCUACAGGGAGACGACGGCGGGGCAUCAGAGACACAAAAUCAAGUAGUCAAGGAGCGUGUACCUGGAUCCGAAGAGACUCAAGGUGACAACACGAGUCCCGAUGGUGAUGUCUCUGCUAUGCAUCCACGGGCCAGUGACGCUGGGCCGCCGCCACAGCGAGUUGUUCCCGAUGUCCCUUUAAAUGCACCUACUGGUCCCAAGGCAAUGCGCCAGGGUCUUCCUAACACUAGCCUUUAUCAUCUAAAAGCACGUGGUUAUAUUAUGGAUGAGAAAUCUCCCAGUAUCAGCACUAACGGUCCCAUCGUGGCCAGUCCCAUUGAAGAGACGACCAAGUCGCGGAGUAGUUCCCCGCAAGACAAAGAUCGACAUCUUCAUAACGACCAACAAGAGCAUGGCGUAGAUGCAAAAGAUCCAGCAAAGGACCCUGAUAGGGGCCGUGAGCGCUCACGAAGUCAUAGCAUAUCAAAGACUCAAAGUCCUAUCCACAGUCGCAGUCGAAGUCGCAGCCGCAGCCGCAGUCGCGAUCGUAAAGAGUCCCAUAGGCACAGACGCCAUCGCUCUCCAUCUGUCUCGGAUCUAAGCCGCGAUAGUGACCGGCGUAGAAAACAUAGAAGCAAGCGGCGCUCUACUAGAGAAGAGGAUGACCACAAAAGCCGCUCAAGGGCUGAUAAAUAUGAGGAGCGAUCUAGAUCCGCAUCCCCGACGGAACGCGACCACAAGCGCUCAAGUCACCGCAGUCGUCGAGAACGGGACCGGGAUCGGGAUCGGGAUCGGGAUCGAGAACGGGAGCGAGAACGAGAUCGCGACCGUGACCGUGAUCGUGACCGGGAUAGAGACAGGGAGCGAGAACGGGAUCGUGACCGUGAUGAAAAGCGGCGGGACCGCGAGAAAGAUAAGGGUAAGGAUAGUGAUCACGACCGUCACCGAAAACCUAGUCAUCGCUCAUCUCAUCGUGAUCGUGACGAUGAUAGGGAUCGAGACAGGGACCGAGGGAAAGACCGAGACCGUGCACGAGAGAAGGAACGGUCUCGUGAGUUCGAUAAAGACCUUCGAAACCACGAUAGCAAAGUACCGAGAGAUGGACCUCCCACGCCAGUAGAACCAUCAGAAAAGGGCUUCAAUCCUCCUUCCGGCCCCAGGGGUAGCUUUUCAAUCAAAGGCGCCGGCAGUAAACCCAGCCUUGAGAUUAGAGGAGCCAGUGGCCGCUCCUCUGACAUGCAAAGACGUGAAAGCGAGGCGAGCCGCCGCGCUUCGCAAUCUUCCACCACUGGUGGUUCAAAGUCUACCCCUAGUAUGCCGGCCAAAGAUCCACAUACGCUUGAGCGAGAAGCUCGGGAUAGAGAGCGCCUUUUAAAGGAAGCCCAACGCAUCGCUGGUAUGGCCGGACUUGCUGGUCGAAAUAGUGGAAAGCGUAGCCGUGACUCCACUGAUGACCGAGGCGGCCGCAGGAAGCGCCGCAGUGAGCCCGUCGUUGAUGAUGAAGAGCGCAUGAGACGCAUAGAAGCAGAGCGAGAGGGCCGCCGCUGGGAUUAGAUUCCGGAGGUUUGGCAGCUUGAGUAGGAAAAAAGAGAGAAAAGGUCACCUCAUGAAGGCGAAUUGGAAGGGGAUGGGUCAAACCGAAAAUUGAGCACAUAAUUACAUUCCUCUGUGGCAAUCAACAGAGGGAUGAAAUGCCAACAAGCACUGUCCCAAAUCAGCCAAGUCUGCUCAAGUAAAAUUUCGCUGGAGUUCUACUUGACGAUCUCUCCAGGUAAUUUGUUGUACUAUCUGUUCAUGGUGUUUGCUAAUGUCAACGCUCCUCAAAGAAUGAUGGUUACGUUGCGUCUUGGGUCAUGCUUCACUGGGGACAGAACGGGUAGCAUCCUGCGAGACAGGCAACUCCACACUAACAUAGAAUAGAGAUCGAUUACUUUCUCAUGUAUAUCAGAUCAAGUAUAAUACAGUAACUGGCCACGGGCUGUGUUCAUGAAA
Messenger RNA from Xylaria bambusicola, 3885 nucleotides. RefSeq lists its product as uncharacterized. The record is from RefSeq and is a predicted model, not a curated record. Bases 589 to 3447 code for a protein of 952 amino acids. NCBI's taxonomy places the organism in Eukaryota, Fungi, Ascomycota, Sordariomycetes, Xylariales, Xylariaceae. The transcript is spliced from 5 exons.